Molecule: messenger RNA, 869 nt
Organism: Drosophila elegans
Lineage: Eukaryota; Metazoa; Arthropoda; Insecta; Diptera; Drosophilidae
Product: trypsin alpha-like
Exons: 1
Coding region: 40-783 (247 amino acids)
Biological process (GO): proteolysis
Molecular function (GO): serine-type endopeptidase activity
Source: RefSeq, a predicted model, not a curated record
UCCGAGUCAAAGUCAAACACAACUCUAAAUCGGUUCGAAAUGUUCAUACAGUGGACUAUUUUUAUCUCCAGCGUCACCUUGAUUCUUGGCGAAUCUACUCUGCAGAGGAUAGUAGGAGGUAACCCGGUGGCAAUUUCUGCUGUUCCCUGGCAGGCUUCUCUGCAGUAUUUUCGCUCACAUGUUUGCGGAGCUGUCAUCUACAGUGACCAGAUCGUUAUAACGGCAGCUCACUGUUUUAAGAGUGAUAUACGUUUACUAUACUCCGUGAGAGUUGGAACAGCGAUCAAACAAACUGGAGGUCAGGUGGUGAAAGUAUCUGCGAUUCGGAAGCACGAAAGUUUCAAGAGGUUUCCGAACGGUAAUUUAGACAACGAUAUAGCCGUGAUUCGACUAAAAUCCAGGCUCAGUUUGGGUGCCAACAUAAGUCCCAUUCCACUGGCAGAUAGUUCUCCAGCUGUUGGAUCUGUCGCCUCCGUUUCAGGAUGGGGAAAAAUCGAUCCGCUGCUGCCAUUCUCCAUCAAACUACGCGAAGUAUCAAUCAACAUAGUGGAUUCUAAUGACUGCCAGCGAUCCUUUGAGAAUAUAAACCAGAACAUGAUUUGCGCCGCUGCCCCCGGAAAGAGUCCCUGUAUGGGAGAUUCCGGCGGUCCUCUGGUCUCCGGUGGAAAACUCGUUGGCAUUGUCUCAUACGGGAGAGAAUGCGGUCAUCAAAAAUACCCCGUAGUUUUUGCAAAUGUGUCUCAACUUAAGCCUUGGAUCUUAAGUACUAUAAACAGCCUUUGAAAGCUCAACAGGCAAGGCACAUGGAUAAUACAACAUUUUUGUUUAUAAAGCCUGUAUAAAACAACAAAUUUAUUAAUAAAGCCUGU